AUGCCAAGACCUCGAAGGCUCGCCAGGCUCGAGGCGUACUUCCCGCUUUGCAAAGAGCUCAAUGAGAUGCUCACAGGAAUGUCUACCAAUCAAAAGAUUCCCAAGCCAGGCCCAGCAAAACUGAGUCAAAAUGCGAGCGUGGACGAAUGGCUCGAGAAGGCGAUGCAAAAUAAGUAUUUGCCAGAGGCAGUAAUGAAGAAGUUGUGUGAGAUAUGCAAAGAGUAUUUGAUGGAGGGUCUGCUGAUCGUCGUUGACAAUCCCCCAGAAUCUAAUAUACAGCCCGUUUCAACUCCUGUCACGGUCUGCGGCGACCUUCACGGGCAAUUCUACGAUGUACUCGAGCUCUUUCGCGUCGCUGGAGGGAUACCCGGCUCUGAAAGGUCGGCAGCGCUGUCGCCAUCGCCAGCUGGUGUUAUCACUUCUGACGACAUCGAACCGCCCUCGGAGAUUACGAAUCCUAAGCUGAAGAAGAAGAUUCGAGGUAAAAGGAAGGUAGACGAUAAGGAAGAUAGCGUGAUAAAAGACGAUAAGGAAGACGUCACAAGCGGCAUAGAAGAGGACGACGAAGAUACUGUGGAGGAAGAAGAGCAAAGGGGAAGACCCCCAACGCGCACAGGUACAACAUUAGGAGUAGAAAAAGAGGGACCUGCAGGCAUUCCAGGAAACCAAAAUUAUAUUUUUCUAGGUGAUUUUGUCGACCGAGGAUAUUUCAGUCUCGAGACUUUGACGCUACUAUUGUGUCUCAAAGCAAGGUAUCCUGAUCGAGUGACACUCGUCCGUGGCAAUCACGAAUCGCGACAGAUAACGCAAGUCUACGGUUUCUAUGAAGAAUGUCAGCAAAAGUACGGCAACGCAUCAGUUUGGAAGGCAUGCUGCCAAGUCUUCGAUUUCCUUGUCCUUGGUGCGGUGGUUGAUGGAAAAGUCUUCUGCGUGCACGGUGGUCUCAGUCCUGAGAUCAGAACACUCGACCAGAUAAGAGUUAUAGCCAGAGCCCAAGAGAUACCACACGAAGGCGCCUUCUGCGAUUUGGUGUGGAGUGAUCCUGAGGACGUGGGGACAUGGGCUGUAAGUCCACGAGGAGCCGGCUGGCUAUUCGGCAACAAAGUAGCUACAGAAUUCAAUCAUGUCAAUGGGUUCCAACUCAUCGCGCGAGCUCACCAGCUUGUCAAUGAAGGCUAUAAGUGGCACUUUGAAGACAAAUCAGUAGUCACCGUCUGGUCAGCACCAAAUUAUUGCUACAGAUGCGGCAACGUCGCAUCCAUCAUGAAUCUCGGAGAAGACUUAGAGCCUAAAUUUACAAUAUUCACCGCCGUCUCGGACAAAGAUCGACACGUCCCCGCCGCAAACCCUCGACGAACAGAGUAUUUCCUGUAG
This is a messenger RNA of Bacidia gigantensis, 1374 nucleotides long. RefSeq lists its product as uncharacterized. The record is from RefSeq and is a predicted model, not a curated record. Lineage: Eukaryota; Fungi; Ascomycota; Lecanoromycetes; Lecanorales; Ramalinaceae. Gene Ontology annotation, biological process: G1/S transition of mitotic cell cycle; peptidyl-serine dephosphorylation. Gene Ontology annotation, cellular component: cytoplasm. The coding region runs from base 1 to 1374 and encodes 457 amino acids. The transcript has 5 exons. Gene Ontology annotation, molecular function: protein serine/threonine phosphatase activity.